AUGAUGAUUAUAAACACCAUUUUCUUUAUACCUGCGAUAUGCUGCGCCAUAAACAUCGCAAUUUCGGCUGGCACUUUCGUAUCAGUAACAUCCAUCAAAUCAAAACGAGCGAUAAAUUCCAGUCAUGAUGUUCGUAAUAAUCAAGAGAGACUCAGAGGAACUAUACCGAAAAUCUCUUUACCUCAAGAUAUUACCACGAGAUUAUCUAAUUAUAGAAGCGUCAAGGCAUCGGAACCACAGAGAAUUUCUUACACGAAUUCGAAUCAAGAAUCUUCUCACGCAUACGGCAGUGUUCCCAAGCGGCCGCCUUCUUACGUUCCUCUGCCUGUUCAACAAACUAAAUUUUAUCAGAAUAAUCCGCUUAUCCCAUAUUUCGAUAUAUUGAAUAAUUCCAAUUCGUACAAGACUGCAACGAGCACGGAGAAACCGUUAGAUGCAUCUAAACCAAUUGUAUCGCAGUCGGUCCAGAAACUACAAGGCAUUUACUCGCCCAAUACGUUCCAUCAAGAUAAACCUAUCGAAUUUUCGGGUUUCUCCGACUUCGAAUUUCCGGCGUAUCCCAGUAUCAACAAGUUUAUUUCCCAGGACGUGCAGAAUGGUGCUUCGUCUCCCAUCGUACAAGUGCCAGUGUACAAAACGAAUUACCCUCUAUCGAAAGUUGUCACACACGAAUACGCAUUGAGCCUUCCAACGGCAUCAAGUGUCUCUCCGUCGUCGGAUAAAGCGACGCAAAGCUCCAAGCAGAAAGAUGAAGCUACUGUAGAUGUGAAUGGUAAGAAGAUUUCAGUCCCGAUCAUUCAAUUUCAGAAUAAUGCGGACUUCACCGAAGUUUUACCCGUCUUCGAGAGUCAGCCGUUCUUUCUAAGUGCAAACUAUCCGACCGAAUCGGAUUUGGCAUUUAACUCUGGAACUGGGCCAAAGCUCAACAUGGCUCUUCAAUCGAGAAACGUUUCACCAUUUUUGUCGCCUCUGUCGAGUUUUCAAGGUCAAAUUGUGCCAAUUCAAACGGCCAGUAGUAGUCCGCAAUUUCCGCAAUAUAAAGGCGCCAGCGUAGAAGUUUACCCAGUUCCAAAUAAUGUUCCUAAAGUGCAAGGCAGUUACGAGUCUCUUUAUAGUCAACCACAAUUGCACUUUGGACUGGAACAUAGUAGUAAUGUGCAGCCUAUUAAUGUCCAGCAAAAUAUUAUCCAUCCUUCCGUGUCAACGCAGGGUAUUCUAAAUGAUGUAGAGAUCAUCAAUAAGAAAAAUCCGGAGCCACAUACACCCCAAUCUGACGAUGACAAUAGGAAUGACGAUAGGGAUGAUGAAAGAUAUGAAAAUCCGGAAAAGGAAGAUGAACAGAAUUCUGAAGAUAAUAAUGCCGAGCAUCAAUCAGGAAAGGAUUUUAAAGAGCCACCGACAGAAAGUGACUUUAAACCUUCUGCAUCAUAUCCUUUCAAAGAGUACGAUGAAAGAUUUGGAAAGUAUAAAACGCAAAUCGAUGACGACGAAGAUAAGCCAUAUUCCAGCUAUAAGCAUGAUUCAGUGGACGAUGAUGAAGAAGAAGAAGAUCCAUCAGAAUAUCAUGCUGAAUAUACUGAUUCUCCAAAAUCAUCGCAUGAAUCAUAUGAGAAAGAGGAUGAAGAGAAGGAAGAAAGCGUUAAACACAAAAGACGCGAAGAAGCUGAUGAAAGCUCUGACGAAAUAGCGCCUAAAUAUUACGUAAAAGAUUUCGAACAGGAAUUUGAAGAAUCUUAUCGAAAAGAACUACCAAAAGAAAAAUAUGUACAUGUAAAAGAAGUGCCAGAAAUAGAUAGUUAUAAUAAUCCGAUAGUACCUUCUAAACGACAACAAAAGAACAACAAUCGAUCUCAUAUAAAUCAGGAGCAAUUUGAAGAACCGACAAGUCAAAAAACCCGGGUUUCCCGUAAAAAUCGCAGAAUACCAAAAGCAGGUUAUAAAGACAAUGCAGCUUAUGGUUCAAAUAUUUUCAUUAAAAAGACGCCGAAGGUGAUUCAUGAAGAAGUUUUUGGAUACAAGAAUCCCGAAAUCGGAAAAUAUUCUAAACAAUCAAAAAAUAAGGCUGUUACGAUCGAAACGAAAUAUUUACCUACGAAAAAAGAAAACUAUCUUCGAGCUACUAAAUAUUACAAAUUUAAAAAUCCUACAAUUGGUAACGAAUCUGCCUCCAAAAAUAAAAAUUCUUUCGUAAACAUUCGAAAAUUAACUAAAUAUUCGCCCGAGGAAAUGGUUAGAUCGAAUGUAAAGCAAUUAUCGGAUCCUGACAAUACGGCUUCUUUUUAUAGACUAAAUAUAAUGAGCGGAUGAAUACAAUCUCUCAUAAAUAUAGAAAGAUUCUAG
This is a messenger RNA of Camponotus floridanus (Florida carpenter ant), 2340 nucleotides long. RefSeq lists its product as uncharacterized. The record is from RefSeq and is a predicted model, not a curated record. The transcript is spliced from 4 exons. NCBI's taxonomy places the organism in Eukaryota, Metazoa, Arthropoda, Insecta, Hymenoptera, Formicidae.